CCCAGACUUGUUUAUGUCAGUGUCGCCCCGGGCCGGGGAGGGGGAGCGGAGGGCAAGUCGUGCCCGCCCCUGAAAUCCCAGCCGCCCAGCGAUUGGCUGCAAAGGCCCAGGCCUGGCCGCGGAUUGGUCACACCCGGGGGCUUGAAAGGUGUCUGGGAGCGCCGUACACCUCAGACGGACGGGGGCCGGGGAUCAGGCAGCGGCUCAGGCGACCCUGAGCUCGCUCCCAGCCCGCCAUGGCCCGGCUGCUGCAGGCGUCCUGCCUGCUCUCCCUGCUCCUGGCCGGCUUCGUCCCGCAGAGCCGGGGACAAGUGAAGUCGAAGGUGGACUGCCAUGGUGGCAUGAGCGGCACCAUUUAUGAGUACGGAGCCCUCACCAUCAGUGGGGAGGAGUACAUCCCCUUCAAGCAGUUUGCUGGCAAAUACGUCCUCUUUGUCAACGUAGCCAGCUACUGAGGCCUGACGGGCCAGUACAUUGAACUGAAUGCACUACAGGAAGAGCUUGCACCAUUUGGUCUGGUCGUUCUGGGCUUUCCCUGCAACCAAUUUGGAAAACAGGAACCAGGAGAGAACUCGGAGAUCCUCCCCAGCCUCAAGUAUGUCCGACCAGGUGGGGGCUUUGUCCCCAAUUUCCAGCUGUUUGAGAAAGGGGAUGUGAAUGGAGAGAAAGAGCAGAAAUUCUACACUUUCCUAAAGAACUCCUGUCCUCCCACCUCGGAGCUCGUGGGUACAUCUGACCGCCUCUUCUGGGAACCUAUGAAGGUCCAUGACAUCCGCUGGAACUUUGAGAAGUUCCUGGUGGGGCCAGAUGGUAUACCCAUUAUGCGCUGGCACCACCGGACCACAGUCAGCAACGUUAAGAUGGACAUCCUGUUAUACAUGAGGCACCGGCAGGCAGCCCAGGAGGUCAAGAGGAAGUAACUGAAGCCCGUCUGAUCCCAUGUCCACCAUGUAGGGGAGGGACUUUGUUCAGGAAGGAAUCCGUGUCUCCAACCACACUAUCUGUCCACCACAGACCCCUUUCCUAUCACUCAAGGCCCCAGCCAGACACAAAUGGAUGCAUACAGUUGUAUGUCUAUACUGCCAGGCAUGUGGGUGUGGGUACAUGUGGGUAUUCACUUGCCUACAGGCAUGCAUGACUGUGUGUGUGUGUGUGCAUGGGUGAACAGCCACAUGCCUACCUGUAUGUCUAUCUGGGAAUGUCUGUCCAUCUCUGUGCCUGCAGCUGUGUGCUGUGUAGUGCUGGAGAAUAACACCCCUUUCUCUCCAGUUCUCCAUUCCAAUGAUAAUAGUUCACUUACACCUAAACCCAAAGGAAAAACCAGCUCUAGGUCCAAUUGUUCUGCUCCAAUACCUCAACCUUGGAGCCAGCAUCUCCCACUGCCUCCAAAUAUUAGUAACUACCACUGACAUCCCCAGAAGUUUCUGGGUCUACCACACUGCCCAAACCCCCCUCCUCCUUCCUGAAGGGCCCUCCCAAGGCUACAUCCCCACCCCACAGUUCUCCCUGAGAUCAGCCAAGGCAGAUGUGAGAGCGAGGGCCAUGUACCCAUGUCAGGGGUGGCAUCUUCAUGAGGGAGGGGCCCAAAGCCCUUGUGGGCGGGCCUCCCCUGAGCCUGUCUAAGGGGCCAGCCCUUAGUGCAUUCAGGUUAAGCCCCUGGGCAGGGAUGCCACCUCUGUUCCUUCAGAGGACAUGCCAUCUCCCCUCACUGGUCCAUUGGCAUGAGACUCACCCCACCUGCCCAGUAAAAGCCUUUCUGCAGCAGCUGA
Molecule: messenger RNA, 1769 nt
Organism: Sapajus apella (tufted capuchin)
Lineage: Eukaryota; Metazoa; Chordata; Mammalia; Primates; Cebidae
Gene: GPX3
Product: glutathione peroxidase 3
Exons: 5
Biological process (GO): response to oxidative stress; hydrogen peroxide catabolic process
Molecular function (GO): glutathione peroxidase activity; selenium binding
Source: RefSeq, a predicted model, not a curated record